GCGUGCUUUCCCGUCAUUAUUUGUUGAUCGCUUUAUUGAGCUUUUUAAUUAUUAUUAUUCCUUCUCAUAUUUCUCAUUCCGUCUUUCCCUAUUUGUGUGUGUGUGUGUGUGUGUGUUUGUGCUUGUGGUGUCUCCCGCUCCCACCUCCUGCGGAGGAAUUCGGCGUAGGCGGCGGCAGACUACGAAGGUGCAUGGGAUGUGUGUGUGUGUGUGAGAGAGAGAGAGGGAACAAAGUAGCGCUGGCAAAUCUGGGUUGUAUCGACACAUGCAUAUACAUAUCACCUCAAAAGCAGAUACAUAUUGUCUCCUUCCUUUGGGUUAUUGUAUUCUUUUUUUCCCUUGUUCUACGUCCUGAUUUUCUUUUUCCUUCUUCUGGGUUCGUGCACGUUACAUACCUUAAGCUCUUGGUGGCUUCUGCCAGUUUCACGCCCGGCAUUAAUUGGACUGUUUGUAAUAUAAUUAUUAGUAUUAUUAGUAGUAUCAUUAUUAUUUGUUUUGCGUUCUGCGUUGGUCUAUGCACUACUUUUGUUGACCCCCCGCGCUUUCUUCGUUAAGCGUUUUCCUCACCUUUGCGUUUUUCUUCUCUGCGGCGUCUUUUUUAUUCUUCCUUCCUUCCUUCCUUUUCUUUUUGAGAAGACAUAUAGAUCUAUAUACAAAUCUAAUCAUCGCCUCAUUGCGUAUUAGCUCAAUUUUGUUGUUUAGCGUUUUGCUUCUGAGAUAUGCACCAUCGCGGCUCCUCUCCGUUGGCUACGCCGCGGACGUCACGGAGCGUGGACGAGCCGUCGCCCAGCUCCUCUCUCCUCGGGCCCCAGCAGCGGCAGCACACGCGCGUCGGUGCGGGCGACUUCGGCCCCUACGACAACGCCAGCCUCAGCGCCGACCCCGACGUCCCGCCAGGCGUACGCGCACAGGCGGUGGGUGCGGAUGUGCCUCGCCGAUCAGCAUUAUCGCCGGCAAGUCGGCGACUCCACCACUCGCCCGUCUCGUCAUCGGCGUCGUCGUCUUCCUCUACGACAUCAGCGGACUCCGAUGCCGAGUCCGACUCUGCCUCGUCUCACGGCGAGGGCGGUGCUGCGGACUCGAGGAAGACGACACAGUCCGCGACAGACGGCACUGCCACCACCACCGCAGCAGCAGCAGCAACCGCGAAGUCGAAUAAAAGAAGGUCGACCCGCGCUCGUCACUGGCUGAAGAAGCGACUCAUCCCGCAAUUCAUGUCCGAGUACGGCAAGACGGUUUACGGUGGUGCGCCCCUCGCCCAGCAAACGCUGCCAGGCAUCUUCAACUACCCCUCCCCCUUCCCGCUCGUCCCGCUCUUCUUUGCGUUUAUGAUCCCGUUUGUGGUUGUCGGGGCGCUCAUGCUGGUGGAGGGACCGCGGCACCGCGUCGUGGAGGCGGAGUACAGUCAUAUCCACCAGUACCAGUACGUGCCGACGGAUCCGGCGGUGAACAUCAACCAAGGCCUGCUGAAGUUCACGGCGGAGGGCGCCACCCACGCACAGGGCACGCGCACGUGGCUCCAGGUGAACAUCACCCGCCACCUCAAGGGCCCUGUGUACAUGUACUACAAGCUGGACAACUUCUACCAAAACUACCGCGACUUCCACGACGGCCGGUCAAUCCCGCAGUUGACGGGGAAGCAGAAGCUGGGCAACAUCUACACCUGCAAGCCCUACACCCACCCCGGCUUCCGCGAAGGCGAGAUGGACACCCCCAUCGUCUUCACCGACGCCAGCGGCGCCGCCGUGAACACGACGCUCGCCUCCUUCACCUACAGCCCGUGUGGCAUCGCGCCGUGGUCGAAGUUCAACGACACCUUUGUGCUCUAUCGCCAGCUGACGGCGGCCGAGGCGGCAGCGGCGGCGGCGGCCGGCACGACGGUGGUGAUGGGCGGCGAGGACGGGACGGCCGCCCUCGAGCUGGUGUGCAACGGCACCGACUUCGGCCUCCGCGGCGAGCCCCUCGGCGGCAGCGUCGCACCGAACCACUGCGCGAAGGAUGGCAUCACCUGGAGGGCGGACCGGGACGUCCGUUACCACAACAUGACCCUCCGCCAGGACUGGUGGUCGCUCUACUACCCCUAUCCGACGACCAACGAGUACCUGCGCAACGGGUGGUACCUGCACGAGCCGGGCCACGCGUUGCCGGAUCCGUCCGACUACGACCUGCAGGUGUGGAUGCGCGCCGCCUUCGUGUCGAGUUUCCACAAGCUGUACCGCAUCAUCGCCGUCGACCUGUCGCCUGGCGUGUACUGGGUGGACAUCACGGAGGUGUACGACGUGGUCACCUUCCGCGGACGCAAGAGCAUCGUCCUGCACAACGGGAACUGGACGGGCGGCCGCAACAUCGUCCUGGGUGUCGUCUUUAUCGUGAUGGGCUGCCUCUCCUUCAUUGUCGGCGUCGCCUUCACGGUGGAGUGCCUCCUGCAGCGGAACGGCGUGAACCGGUACGAGCACCUGCAGGAGCCGAAGCGGAGUUGGUACGUCUUCCCGCCGGAUGAUGCGCAGUUUGCCCAGUACUACCAGCUGCGCUUGCGGCGGCACAUUCCGCUGUCGCAGCUGCAGGCGUUGCGGAAGACGGUGGAGGAGCUGGAGGGACUCGCGCCCGGCUCGCAGGACGGCUCACUCGCACAGCAGCAGCAACCGAGCAACGGCAGCGGUGCUGAGGCGAGUGACAGGGACGAGAACGUGGCUCCGCAGCCGCGAGAGUAA
Messenger RNA from Leptomonas pyrrhocoris, 2711 nucleotides. RefSeq lists its product as hypothetical. The record is from RefSeq and is a predicted model, not a curated record. The transcript has a single exon. Gene Ontology annotation, cellular component: Golgi apparatus; endoplasmic reticulum; plasma membrane. The coding region runs from base 720 to 2711 and encodes 663 amino acids. NCBI's taxonomy places the organism in Eukaryota, Euglenozoa, Kinetoplastea, Trypanosomatida, Trypanosomatidae.